AACGCCUCCUGCUUUCCUUUCGUUAUUGUUAUUGCUGCAUCGUGCUAGCCUUGUUCAGCGUCCUCCAUUUGGCCACUGCCAGCCGAUAGUGGUCUAGCCCACGCUAGGUCCGAAGAAGAGGUCCCAAUUGACUUCCCUGAAUUCCUCGCUCGUCGGACCAUCGACCUUGUAGCCUCACAUCGGCCCUCUCCCUCUACGGCCUCUUUUCCAUUCCCACCCGUCGACGGGGCGCGCUUGGUAACAUCAUUUGUGUGAGCAGAUUCGACACAAUGUUCAGGUAGCCCACUCAGACUACGCUUCUGUAUUCCACCAUUCCAGGGCGAGAGCCGCCAAUCACCUCCGAGAAGGAAGCUAAAGCACCUCCGGCCCGGAUUCCAAUUCUCCCCCCACCAACGACGAACCCCCUUUCACCCUCAAGGGUGCCGUUCGGGUCUCACUCCGGCAUUGAGCCUCAGGGCGGGCAUCAACACGGAAGCGCUCAGACACCGGGCGAGCGAGGCUGCGAUACAGCGUUAGAGCGAUGCCUUCCUUUCGAAGCUCUCGUCGGGUCACCGGCUUGAAAGAUAGUGACUAUGACCACGAGAUCAGCCUAGUCAACCACGAUAACCGCGGUUCACCGAGCACCGAAAGCCUUAGCAGACCUACCCGCGCGUCGACCGGUUCGCAGUUACUCCGUGAUGAGGACACUACUGGGAGUCACGAUGCGGAACCGAAUGGGAACCGCAGUACGGAACACAAUACCGAUCAGGAUGCCAGUACGUCUGGACGCUCAGCAGAGCCAGAACAAAGUCAGCAGUCGAAGGCCGCUGGGCAUCGGAGUGCUCCCACUCUUGAACCCCAAACGACAACGGCCACCACAGCACCGUCUAUCGAAGUCGAAGAACCCACGCCCAUGGAAGGCACAAUGCCCGGCAGAAGCAGCAGUCAACGACGGAGGCCAGCCACGGCGGAUCGAGAAACAGCUAUUGAUGUGUUGUGGGAGAACGAGCGAGGCUGCUUUGUUUGCCGGGUUGCCCUAUUUUCCGGCAAGGCUUUGGGCAACCUCGACCCGUCGCCUUGGACGAACCAAUUUCACAAGACGAGUCCCACCACAACCAAGACAGCACAAGUACCCGACCCAUCCUGGGAGUGGGUAUGGCCUGAGUGGAAGAUACAUCGCGAAGAAGGUGUGGCCAUGGACGAGUUCGGCUGGGAGUACUCGUUUAUGUUCUCCAAGAGAUAUUCCUGGCAUGGUCCGAAAUGGUGGAAUUCCUUCGUCCGGAGGAGAUGCUGGGUUCGCAAGCGCAUCAAGAAGAAACCGGAAGACAUAUCGGAAGACCCGCACAUGCUGAACUCCGACUACUUCACCGUUACGCCUGCCAAUCACAGCCGUUCCUCUAGUGUGGCACGUAGCCGGCGAGAAAGCGUCAGCAAGGCGAGUGUACAGACCAGUGUGGCAGAGGAGAAGCAAGACAUUGAAGACGUGUGGACUCUUAUGGCCGUACUUCGAGGCUCUCGCAUCGACCGCGAAAAGAUUGAGGCUUUUGAGAAUUAUCUCGCGCAUGCCAAAGACAACCUUGAGCACUUACAGGAGGAGAUGCACGAUGUUAUGGGCAUAUUUGUGUUUCAGGCCUCGAGAAGACUGCUGUUGAGUCGCUUGACCCAGAUUUAUGACGAAGCUGUCGUUGCAGACGAAGAGAAGCACGAAGAUGCAGACAAGGCAAAAGAAAGAGAAGAGAGAAGGAAACACCUUGCAGCGGCAAUCAAGCACGCAGACGAAGAAGUCAAGAGGCUUUCGUAUUGGAGCGAUGUCAAGGGGCUUGCAGAGAAUGGCGAAGCCAAACACGCUGUUGCAGAAGAUGAGGGAUGGAAUAAGGGGUGGGAAGGUGUUGAUCAGAGCGGUCCUGCGCAGCCCAACUCGGGUGCCUUACCUGGUUCGCCAAAGAAGUAAUAGGGACGGUGUGGUAAUCAUUCUUUUCUUGUAUACCCGAC
This is a messenger RNA of Colletotrichum scovillei, 1971 nucleotides long. RefSeq names its product meiotically up-regulated 65 protein. The record is from RefSeq and is a predicted model, not a curated record. The transcript has 2 exons. NCBI's taxonomy places the organism in Eukaryota, Fungi, Ascomycota, Sordariomycetes, Glomerellales, Glomerellaceae. The coding region runs from base 521 to 1930 and encodes 469 amino acids. Gene Ontology annotation, cellular component: membrane.